Messenger RNA from Cordyceps militaris CM01, 234 nucleotides. RefSeq lists its product as uncharacterized. Lineage: Eukaryota; Fungi; Ascomycota; Sordariomycetes; Hypocreales; Cordycipitaceae. The record is from RefSeq and is a predicted model, not a curated record. The transcript has a single exon. The coding region runs from base 1 to 234 and encodes 77 amino acids.
AUGGAUCAAGCGGCGCAAUCACUAGUAAUUCGCAUCCGUAAUUACCCUAGAAUUGAUCUGCUCUCCGCCCAUCAGCAUAGAGCAGGGCAUAGCCUGCGUGGUCCCGCGGCGGACCGUCGGGAUACAGAGGCAUUUGAUGAGUGGGCUUCCCGCGCGGCAUCAAAUCGAUCGCCCCCAGAUUUCCGAAGCCCGAAAAUGGAAGCCCGGCUCCCCGACCAGCCGGCGUUGCAAUGA